Messenger RNA from Onychomys torridus (southern grasshopper mouse), 888 nucleotides. It is a transcript of the gene Nt5c, whose product is annotated as 5', 3'-nucleotidase, cytosolic. Gene Ontology annotation, molecular function: 5'-nucleotidase activity. Bases 74 to 685 code for a protein of 203 amino acids. Gene Ontology annotation, biological process: pyrimidine deoxyribonucleotide catabolic process. The record is from RefSeq and is a predicted model, not a curated record. Lineage: Eukaryota; Metazoa; Chordata; Mammalia; Rodentia; Cricetidae. The transcript is spliced from 5 exons.
CCCUGCUCACGUCCCGGAAGCUUGUUUCCGGGACUGGCAUCCUCUGCCCUGCUCUGCUCGGCCGAGACCCUGCAUGGCCAUGGCGGUGCGGUGGCGGCCAGUGCGCGUGCUGGUGGACAUGGACGGCGUGCUGGCUGACUUCGAGUCUGGCCUCCUGCAGGGCUUCCGCCGCCGCUUCCCCGGGGACCCGCACGUGCCUCUGGAGCAGCGCCGAGGUUUCCUCGCCAGCGAGCAGUACCGAGCCCUGCGGCCGGACCUAGCGGAGAAACUGGCCAGUGUGUAUGAAGCUCCAGGCUUUUUCCUAAACCUGGAGCCCGUCCCUGGGGCUGUGGACGCUUUGCGAGAGAUGAACGACUUGCAAGACACCGAGGUCUUCAUCUGCACCAGCCCACUGCGGAAGUACGACCACUGUGUGGGAGAGAAGUAUCGCUGGGUAGAGCAGAACCUGGGGCCUGAGUUUGUGGAGCGGAUUAUCCUGACUAGGGACAAGACAGUAGUCCUGGGGGACCUGCUCAUUGAUGACAAAGACACCAUUCAAGGCCUGGAGGAGACCCCAAGCUGGGAGCACAUCUUGUUCACCUGCUGCCACAAUCGGCACCUGGUCCUGCCCCCCACCAGGAGACGGCUGCUUUCCUGGAGCGACAACUGGAGGGGCAUCCUAGACAGCAAGCGAGCUGGCCUGUGAAGGACCCUGACGUGUGUAAACAGGAACCUCUCCACACACGGAACCACUGUAACCUCCACUUGAACAAACUGCCAUCUGGCCCUUGUCAAGAUGGCUGCACCCAGGAGGAGCAGGGCUGGCACAGAAAUACAACGGGAAAACCAGGAGAUUUUUUAACAAAAAUAAAAACCAAAAGCAAAGCUUUGGUUCUUUGAAGACCCUUC